Messenger RNA from Mesocricetus auratus (golden hamster), 4109 nucleotides. It is a transcript of the gene Slc1a3, whose product is annotated as solute carrier family 1 member 3. The transcript has 10 exons. Bases 276 to 1907 code for a protein of 543 amino acids. NCBI's taxonomy places the organism in Eukaryota, Metazoa, Chordata, Mammalia, Rodentia, Cricetidae. The record is from RefSeq and is a predicted model, not a curated record. Gene Ontology annotation, biological process: L-aspartate import across plasma membrane; D-aspartate import across plasma membrane; L-glutamate import across plasma membrane. Gene Ontology annotation, cellular component: plasma membrane. Gene Ontology annotation, molecular function: glutamate:sodium symporter activity; neutral L-amino acid transmembrane transporter activity; L-glutamate transmembrane transporter activity.
GCCUGAUAGUAAGUGGCGGUUUCGGAGCACAUGCAUGUUGUCAGGGCUAGUCUGCCCCGCUGCUUGUUCGCUCGCUGGCUCGCUUGCUCGUUCAGCUGUUACUCCGAGCUACCUGCUGGGGAAUUCACCUUGACAUUGCCUGGGGUGCCUUCCACCCUUCACAGAACCAGAAAAGUUGUAUUCUCGAACACCGAAGAGGAGAUUUCACUGUCUGGGGACAAUUCCACAAACACUGAAGUACAAGGACCUGGCCGGCAUUCCUAGAAAGAUAAAGCAUGACAAAAAGCAAUGGGGAAGAGCCCAGGACGGGCGGCAGAAUGGAGAGAUUCCAGCAAGGAGUCCGCAAGCGCACACUUUUGGCCAAGAAGAAAGUACAGAGUAUCACAAGGGAGGAUGUGAAGAGUUACCUGCUUCGGAAUGCUUUUGUGCUGCUCACUGUCGCUGCUGUCAUUGUGGGUACAAUCCUUGGAUUUGCCCUCCGACCAUACAAAAUGAGCUACCGGGAAGUCAAGUACUUCUCUUUCCCUGGGGAGCUCCUGAUGCGGAUGCUGCAGAUGUUGGUCUUACCCCUUAUCAUCUCCAGUCUUGUCACAGGAAUGGCGGCCCUAGACAGUAAGGCAUCGGGAAAGAUGGGCAUGCGAGCUGUAGUCUAUUACAUGACCACCACCAUCAUUGCUGUGAUGAUUGGCAUAAUCAUUGUCAUCAUCAUCCAUCCCGGAAAGGGCACAAAGGAAAACAUGUACAGAGAAGGUAAAAUUGUGCAAGUGACUGCUGCCGAUGCCUUUCUGGAUUUAAUAAGGAACAUGUUCCCUCCCAAUCUGGUGGAAGCCUGCUUUAAACAGUUUAAAACCAGCUAUGAAAAGAGGAGUUUCAAAGUGCCCAUCGAGGCCAACGAAACACUCCUGGACGCUGUGAUCAGCAAUGUGUCAGAGGCCAUGGAGACCCUUACCCGCAUCCGGGAGGAGAUGGUACCUGUUCCUGGCUCUGUGAAUGGGGUCAAUGCCCUAGGCCUAGUUGUCUUCUCCAUGUGCUUCGGUUUUGUGAUUGGAAACAUGAAGGAACAGGGGCAAGCCCUGAGAGAUUUCUUUGAUUCCCUUAACGAAGCCAUCAUGAGAUUGGUAGCAGUGAUAAUGUGGUAUGCCCCUCUGGGCAUCCUCUUCUUGAUCGCAGGGAAAAUCGUUGAGAUGGAAGACAUGGGCGUGAUUGGAGGACAGCUUGCCAUGUACACAGUGACAGUCAUUGUUGGCCUCCUCAUUCAUGCUGUCAUCGUCCUGCCACUCCUCUACUUCCUGGUAACCCGGAAGAACCCCUGGGUUUUCAUUGGAGGGUUGCUGCAAGCGCUCAUCACAGCUCUGGGGACCUCCUCAAGCUCUGCCACCCUACCAAUCACUUUCAAGUGCCUAGAAGAAAACAAUGGUGUGGACAAACGUAUCACCAGAUUCGUGCUCCCCGUGGGGGCCACCAUUAACAUGGAUGGGACCGCUCUCUAUGAGGCUUUGGCUGCCAUCUUCAUCGCUCAAGUUAACAACUUUGACCUGAACUUUGGACAGAUUAUUACAAUAAGCAUCACAGCCACGGCUGCAAGCAUUGGGGCAGCUGGGAUUCCUCAGGCGGGUCUGGUCACCAUGGUCAUCGUGCUGACAUCUGUGGGCCUGCCCACAGAUGACAUCACACUCAUCAUCGCAGUAGACUGGUUUCUGGACCGCCUCCGAACCACCACCAAUGUGCUGGGUGACUCCCUGGGAGCAGGGAUCAUUGAGCACUUGUCGCGCCAUGAACUGAAGAACCGAGAUGUUGAAAUGGGGAACUCCGUGAUUGAGGAGAAUGAAAUGAAGAAGCCAUAUCAGCUGAUUGCCCAGGACAAUGAGCCUGAGAAAACCGUGGCUGAUAGUGAAACCAAGAUGUAGACUACACAGAAGUGCUUUUCUUGAGCACCAGGCUCCGGGAAGCCAUUCUGCAAUGUGUCCAUCUCAUUGAGCUCCCUCCCGCAGUGAGAGCCCCAUCACUUUUCCUCCCUACUCUGUUAGGAUUGGAAAAUGUCCAAAAGCUGAGGAGGGCUUGGCAGCAACUGAAAUAUACAAGUUUCAGACCACAUUUGAAAUUUUUAACUCAUCUCAUAUUAUUCUUACCAAGUAAGUUACUGGAAUCAAACAUAGUUUUGAUAUUACACAUUUAGAUGGCAAACAAUCAUAUGUGAUUGUUUUAUAAGCAAAAGCAUUGAACAAAUGUUAGGUUAAAAGUUUUUAAACCAAUCUUCAAAGUUUAAAAAUCCUUCAGAACACAAUUGAGUCUUAGUCUUAAAAAGUAACAACUCAAUGAGUAAUUACCAGUUACCUUUGGGGUAGCAGAGAUGUUGCCCCAUUUCUUCUGACUUCUAUCCUGACAUUAUCAGUACCAGGGCAAUGUGCACAUGUACACAGCACAGCUGUGAGGAGGAGCAGAAAGUGUGUUCUAGACAGAGACUCAUCUCACCCCUUGGCCUCAGUGUUCUCAUCCAGAGAAUGAGUGACUCCUCUAGACACACGGCCUCUCUAGCAGAGAUUGCUGUGACACCAAGAAGACCCUGCCUGCCCUGUAUAACAUGGAGAUCUAAAAAGGACACUUAAUGGAAUGCACAUUUCUCUCUAGGCACAGGCUUUGUGUGGCUCACUGGGUCCCGGGUCCAAAAUGUUGGUUAUAUAGGUAGACAUGUGGAAGGCCAUUCCAGGAGUGGGGUUAUUUGUGGGGGCCCCUUCGCCUGUUUGGGGGUGUUGUUUGUUUUGCUUACCUGUACUACAAGCACUCCCUUCUUGGGUAUUCUUCCCAAACCCAAGGGAUGGCUCUAAGAAAGCCUUCUACCACCCCUCAGCCGACAAUUAGAUGUUUAGGAAAUAAACAGAAGACUAGCAACUAGCAAGUAUGCUCAUGGUCUUACUAUGGAACACUAAAGAGCAGAGAAAGAAUAGAGUAUGGCCAACAUUACAAAGGCAGGAUUCUUUAAUCCCAGCACGGGAGGCAGAGGCAUGCAGUUGAUCUCUGUAAGUUAGAAGCCAGGCUGGUCUACAGAGUAAGUUCCAGGACAACCAGGGCUACACAGAGAAACCCUGUCUCGAAAAAUAAAUAAGUAAAGAUCAAGACUAGUUGGUCUUCUUUACAAACCAGUAAAAGGGAGAGCUACAUCUCAGCCCUUUUUGUUAACCUGAACACAGUGUCUUUAGUUCCCAAUUAGUCCAGAAAGAAAUUACAUAUAAUGCCACUUCUUUCAUAUUUUAGCGUCAAACAAGUGAGAUUAGAUUUCUGGGACAGAUCCAUGUGCUAGGUGGAUGAUCUCAUCUCUGAAAAUGUUGCUUUUGAUUUUGGAUUUUGUUUUGUUUUACAACUUAAACUGAAGUUCUUAGAAAGAAAUAAGCAAGAUACUUCUUUGUAUAGAAAUGCCACUUGGCGAAUCAUUCGAAAUUCUCAUCUAGAGUGGGGCUUGCUUUAGUUUUGUUUGUGGUCCUACAAAAAAAAUGGUAGAUGAAUCAACUUGAAAAUAACAUCAAUGAGGAUGGAAGAAAUUACAACAGGGGCAUUACUUUCAGGCAAGGCAGCCCCCAGGUUUAAAGGAGAUUAAUUAUUUUUACCCCCUUAGAAUAUUCAGUCAAAGAUAUUCAGUGGGAGCCAUCAGAUGGUACCAACUGCCUUAGUUUCUGACCAAAAAUGUUGAAUGGACAUAAUUACGCUAACACACUGAGUAUCUAGAAAUGGCAUCUCCCAAUCUACAAUUAGAGAUAUUUCAUAGAUCUUGAGCAUUUCAUGCAUGUAAAGGUUAACACUAGGCUAUGGUGGAGUAAUCAUUUAAUAAUGGCAAGCUCUAUUUUGGAAAUACACUACAGAAGUUAAUGUAUGUGGCAGUCAUUUUACAACACUAGCAGAAUGAAACUUAAUCAUGUCAAAUUAAUACUCUUACCCAGUGUGAGGGUUUUUUGUUUGUUUGUUUUGUACUAACCAUUUCUUAUGAAAACAGGCCCUCUAAAGGUUAUUCCUUUGCCAGUCUGUCAGAGGUUCUGCAUAUGCAGUGCGCCCACUGUGGACUGAAAAACAUUACUUUGUAGAUGUAUUUUCAAUAAAGAAAAAUAGUUUUACAUUAA